AGAGUUUAUUGAAGAAAGUGAGGAGAACAAAAAAUGGAGUGAAGUUGAGGAGAAAAAUCAUGUCAAAACUGGAGAAAAACCUUUGAGAGCUAAGAAAACUUUCACAUGCACUCAGUGUGGAAAGAGUUUCACAUACAAAUGUCAUCUUGAUUUUCACACGAGAUUUCACACUGGAGAGAAACUGUUCACUUGUAAACAAUGUGGGAACAGUUUUACACAAAAAAAGAAGCCUUAUGGCACAUAUGAGCGUUCAUACUGGAGAAAAACCUUACAAGUGUUCACACUGUGACAAGAGAUUCAGUGAUUCAGGAGACCUGAAAAAACAUGAGAGGAUCCACACUGGACCAAAACCUUAUGAGUGUUCACACUGUGACAAGACAUUCAAUAGGAUAACAAAACUGAAAACACAUGAGAGGAUCCACACUGGAGAGAAACCGUACACAUGCAAUCAAUGUAAUAAAACAUUUUUGAGCGCUUCAGACCUGAAGAAACACCUGACAGUUCAUACAAAGGAGAAGCCAUAUACAUGUUAUUUGGGUGCAAAGAAUUUUUCUAAUUUUUCAGUUUUGAAAAUACAUCAGAAAACAUAUACUGGUGUAAAAAAGUACAAGUGCUCAGAGUGUGAAAUCACUUUUACUUCAGUGGGCAGUUUAAAACAGCAUGAGAUGAUCCACACUGGAGAAAAACCUUAUAAGUGUUUACACUGUGACAAGAGAUUCACUCAGUCAGGAUACCUGAAAAUACAUGAGAUGAUCCACACUGGAGAAAAACCUUUUGAGUGUUCACACUGUGACAAGAGAUUCACUCAGUCAGGAUACCUGAAAAAACAUGAGAGGAUCCACACUGGAGAGAAACCUUUUGAGUGUUCACACUGUGACAAGAGAUUCAAUAGGUCAGCAGACCUGAAAAAACAUGAGAGGAUCCACACUGGAGAGAAACCUUACGAGUGUUCACAUUGUGACAAGAGAUUCACUCAGUCAGUACACCUGAAAACACACGAGAGGAUCCACACUGGAGAGAAACCUUAUCACUGCACUGAAUGUGGGACGUGCUUCAGUCAUUCAUCUGCUCUACACAUACAUACAAAAAACUAUCACAGUAAGGCCCCGUACAAACAGAGAUGAUGCCUUUAGCUGUAUAUGUACAAAUUUUGUAUCCUAUUGGUGUGUCCUCUAGACGGAUCCGGUGUUUUGGCAGCAUGAAACUGCGAAUUUUUCUUAACUGGUCCCAGAGUGGAUCGAUCUGAUGUGUUUACAAUGUGUUUACACUCUGCUUUUGAAGAAAUAUUGUAAUAUCAUGCUACAGUGUACAUUCUGUCAGCUGCAGUUCUGGAGACUCUGAUGUGAAUGCAUGUGAUGUUGUACAGUUCAGACAGUGUUAACUCGGCUUUAGAGUUACUCUCAGGGGUCACUGCACUUAUUCGCAGACACAAAAGUACAAUAUUUGCAUGUGCUUUAAAGCCUUGCUGGUUAAAAGUUUCAUUCAUGCGCUGGUCUGAUGUAUGCCUUUUCUGAGCAUCACA
Messenger RNA from Carassius gibelio (silver crucian carp), 1522 nucleotides. RefSeq names its product zinc finger protein 93-like. The record is from RefSeq and is a predicted model, not a curated record. Gene Ontology annotation, molecular function: DNA-binding transcription factor activity, RNA polymerase II-specific; RNA polymerase II cis-regulatory region sequence-specific DNA binding. The transcript is spliced from 2 exons. The coding region runs from base 234 to 1124 and encodes 296 amino acids. Lineage: Eukaryota; Metazoa; Chordata; Actinopteri; Cypriniformes; Cyprinidae. Gene Ontology annotation, biological process: regulation of transcription by RNA polymerase II; central nervous system development. Gene Ontology annotation, cellular component: nucleus.